CUUCACGCACAACGGUGCUAGAGCUCGAGCAGCAAAAGCCAUGACGCCACCACCAGCGCCAACCAUGGCCGCACAUAGCAACACGUCCCACGGUGGGCGCCGCCGACACGUGCUUCUGUUCCCGCUCCCGUACCAGGGCCACAUCAACCCCAUGUUCCGGCUCGCCGGCCUCCUCCACGCCCGCGGCUUCGCCAUCACCGUGUUCCACACCCACUUCAACGCCCCGGACCCGGCGCGCCACCCGGACUACCGCUUCGUCCCCGUCCCCGACGGCAGCCCCGUACCCGUCGCCAUCAAGGACGUCGUCGCUCAGAUCUUGGAGCUCGGUGUCGCGUUCGAGGCCACCUUCCGGGACCGCCUCGCCUCCGUCCUGGAGGAGUACUCCAGGGACGCCGUCGCGUGCCUCGUCGCCGACACACACCUGCUGCCGAUUUUCGAGGUGGCCGCGAGGCUCUCCGUGCCCACGCUGGCGUUGCGCACCGGCAGCGCCGCCUGCUGUGCGUGCUUCCUCGCGUACCCGAUGCUCUUCGAGAAAGGCUACCUCCCCGUGCAAGAGUCGCAGCGUGACAGGCCGGUGGUGGAGCUGCCGCCGUACCGAGUGCGCGACCUGCUAGUCAUCGGCGAGGAUGACGGUGGCCUGGUGCGCGAGCUUCUCUCCCGCGCCGUGACUGCCGUGAAGACCUCCUCGGGCCUCAUCCUCAACACGUUCGACGCGCUGGAGCGCCGCGAGCUGGAGGGUCUCCGGCGGGACCUCGCGGCCGUACCGGUGUUCGACGUUGGCCCGCUCCACAAGCUCUCCCCCGCCGGCGGCGACAGCAGCCUGCUGCUCCCGGACCGGAGCUGCCUGGAGUGGCUGGACGCGUGGCCGCCGGAGUCUGUGCUCUACGUGAGCUUCGGCAGCGUGGCCUGCAUGAGCCCGCAGGACCUGGUGGAGACGGCAUGGGGCAUCGCCGGCAGCGGCGUGCCGUUCCUCUGGGUGGUCCGGCCGGGCAUGAUCAGCGGGUCCGCGGACGACCACCGUCUCCCCGAAGGGUUCGAGGCCUCGACGCGCGAGCGCGGCAAGGUCGUGGCGUGGGCGCCGCAGGAGGAGGUGCUGCGCCACCGCGCCGUGGGCGGGUUCUGGACGCACUGCGGCUGGAACUCGACGGUGGAAAGCGUCUGCGAGGGGGUGCCGAUGCUGUGCCGCCCCUACUUCGGCGACCAGAUGGGGAACGCGAGGUACGUGGAGCACGUGUGGAGGGUGGGCCUCGAGGUGGGCGGCAACCUCGCCCUCGCGAGGGGCCAGGUCGAGGCGGCGAUCGGCCGGCUCAUGACCGACGAGGAAGGCGACAAGAUGAGGGUGAGAGCCGGCGAGCUGAAGAAGGCGGCAGGGGAGUGCACGGGGGAGGGCGGGUCAUCACGCCCUGCCAUUGAUAAGCUUGUCACGCACAUGCUGGCAUUGUAAGGCCCAGCUGAGUUCUUCUCUGUGAAUCUAAGAAGAGAUGUGCCAAACCGUUUCUGUGAGAGAAGUGAUUCUCCGUCAAAUUAUUCGCUAAAAUAAACUAAUAGGGUGGCAUGCACUGAGAAAAGUAGUUUGUCCUGAUUUUAUGAAGUCUCAUGAUUUUGAGAGUU
This is a messenger RNA of Sorghum bicolor (sorghum), 1611 nucleotides long. RefSeq names its product DIMBOA UDP-glucosyltransferase BX8. The record is from RefSeq and is a predicted model, not a curated record. NCBI's taxonomy places the organism in Eukaryota, Viridiplantae, Streptophyta, Magnoliopsida, Poales, Poaceae. Gene Ontology annotation, molecular function: UDP-glycosyltransferase activity. The transcript has 2 exons. Bases 41 to 1444 code for a protein of 467 amino acids.